Molecule: messenger RNA, 2013 nt
Organism: Oenanthe melanoleuca
Lineage: Eukaryota; Metazoa; Chordata; Aves; Passeriformes; Muscicapidae
Gene: SQOR
Product: sulfide quinone oxidoreductase
Exons: 10
Coding region: 269-1615 (448 amino acids)
Cellular component (GO): mitochondrion
Molecular function (GO): sulfide:quinone oxidoreductase activity; FAD binding
Source: RefSeq, a predicted model, not a curated record
UGGAGCUGUCGGCGCCAGCGGUACGUGCCCCUCGCGGCACUCCUGUCCACUCCUGUGCACCCCUGUCCUCCCCUCCCCUGCCCUGCCCUGUCCUGCCCGGCCGGAGCGCGGCCUUUGCCCGCGGCCGGGCAGCACCCGGGGCCCGAGCCCCGCCCCGCCGCUCCCGGCGCCGGGCUCUGAUCGCAGCCGGCUCCGAUCGCAGCCGGGCCGGCGGCGCGCUCCUUCCCUGCCCUGCUCGGCGCCACGAGCGCUUCCCACUUAAUGAAAGAUGUCACUAUUUGGAGCAGUGUCCUCCUGCUCCCGUCUCUGUUCUGGUGUAUGGUUGCUGAAACCAGGAAUGCAGAAGAUGAGCUCCUUGCACACAGCAGCCAGGUGUGCUGCCAGGGAUUAUUAUCAAGUCCUUGUGUUGGGUGGAGGUGCUGGUGGAAUCGCCAUGACUGCUCGGAUGAAGAGGAAAGUGGGGGCAGAAAAUGUGGCUGUUGUUGAGCCAACUGAGACUCAUUACUAUCAGCCAAUGUGGACCCUGGUUGGUGGUGGUGCAAAGCAGCUGGUAGCUUCUGCACGUCCAAUGGGAAGUGUAAUUCCUAAAGGUGUUGAGUGGAUCAAAUCUCGAGUUACAGCAUUAGAUCCAGAUAAGAACUGUGUCUGGCUGGAGAAUGAUAUUAAGGUAUCCUACAAGUAUCUGAUAAUUGCUCUUGGAAUUAGUCUGCAUUAUGAAAAGAUCAAAGGCUUGCCUGAAGGUUUUAAUUACCCUAAAAUAGGUUCCAAUUAUUCAGUCCAGACAGUAGAGAAAACAUGGAGAGCUUUACAAGAUUUUAAGGAAGGAAAUGCUAUCUUCACUUUUCCAAAUACUCCAGUGAAGUGUGCAGGGGCUCCUCAGAAGAUCAUGUAUUUAUCAGAUGCAUACUUGAGAAAAACUGGAAAACGUUCCAAAGCAAACUUCAUGUUCAACACUGCACUUGGUGUGAUUUUUGGUGUUAAGAAAUAUGCUGAUGCAUUGCUUGAAGUAAUAAAGGACAGGGAUAUUGCUGUUAACUACAAGCGCAACCUCAUAGAAGUUCGAGCAGACAAGCAAGAAGCCGUGUUUGAAAACUUGGACAAACCUGGAGUGACUGAAGUUCAUCAGUAUGAAAUGCUUCAUGUCACACCCCCAAUGGGGCCACCUGCUGUACUCGUCAACAGUCCUGUCUCAGACGAAGGCGGCUGGGUGGAUGUAGAUAAGGAGACUCUACAACAUAAAAAGUAUUCCAAUGUCUUUGGUAUUGGAGACUGCACCAACCUUCCAACAUCAAAAACUGCUGCAGCUGUAGCUGCACAGUCUGGAGUCCUUGAUAAAACUAUUUCUCUGGUAAUGAAGAACGAGAUACCAGUUAAAAAGUAUGAUGGAUACACUUCCUGCCCCCUGGUAACAGGCUACAACAAGGUGAUUCUGGCAGAGUUUGACUACAAUGCUCAGCCUUUGGAGACUUUUCCCAUUGACCAGAGUAAGGAGAGAGCAACCAUGUACCACAUGAAAGCUGAUAUGAUGCCUCUGCUCUAUUGGAAUGCACUACUUAAGGGAUACUGGGGAGGACCAGCUCCUGUCAGGAAGCUAAUGCAUCUGGGCUUGAAGUAACUGCUGGUUCUCAGCAUUGGUUAAAAUCUUCCAAAGUGGACUGGUCUCACACUGGAUCAAUACAUAUCUUCCCUCUUGGAAUACCAGGAAGACUUUUUUUUUUUUUAAAUCAAGCUUUGGUCACUAAUUCACUUUUCAUCCUACUAUGGAUUAAAGUCUUCAUAGUGCUCUUUCCCUGCUCUUUUGUGUAAACUGAGGCCUUAAACUACUUCUGCAUUUACAAAGGAAUCUGACCUUGCCUUACCCUUAAGAUUACUAGAACAAUUAAUACUUUCAAAUCUAUUAUGUAUGUAAAAUUUUCUUCCUGACUCUAAACUGAAUUGUCUGCAUCCAAGAUCAAUGUGUGCACAUGUGUAGAUUUAACAGUAACUCAAUGCUAGUAAAAUGGCCUGAAAGUC